UUCCGAGGCAUCUAUUAAGAUUAUUUUUGCUUAAUUUCCAGUUAUUGCGUUAAAGCAACAGGGAUGUCUCUGGACACUGUCCCGAAAGAUCUGCGCCAUUUGAGAGCGUGUCUGUUGUGCUCUCUUGUCAAGACUAUUGAUCAGUUCGAGUAUGACGGAUGUGACAACUGUGAAUCAUACCUGCAGAUGAAGGGCAACCGGGAGAUGGUUUAUGAAUGCACAAGCUCUUCUUUUGAUGGUGUCAUUGCUAUGAUGAGUCCAGAGGACAGUUGGGUGGCAAAAUGGCAACGAAUCGGUAACUUCAAGCCAGGUGUCUAUGCCGUGACAGUGACGGGUCGGUUACCUCCAGGUGUGGUGCGAGAGCUGAAGAGCAGAGGCGUCAUCUACCGCUCCAGAGACACGGCUGUUAAAACAUGAACACUGCCACACACACACACACUCUGCUAUUGUCUGUUAUUUCGUUUGUUUUAUAAUUUUCUUUUCUAUU
Molecule: messenger RNA, 487 nt
Organism: Rhinichthys klamathensis goyatoka
Lineage: Eukaryota; Metazoa; Chordata; Actinopteri; Cypriniformes; Leuciscidae
Gene: supt4h1
Product: SPT4 homolog, DSIF elongation factor subunit
Exons: 5
Coding region: 64-417 (117 amino acids)
Biological process (GO): mRNA processing; chromatin organization; positive regulation of DNA-templated transcription, elongation
Cellular component (GO): nucleus; DSIF complex
Molecular function (GO): RNA polymerase II complex binding; zinc ion binding
Source: RefSeq, a predicted model, not a curated record